Molecule: messenger RNA, 3483 nt
Organism: Caenorhabditis briggsae
Lineage: Eukaryota; Metazoa; Nematoda; Chromadorea; Rhabditida; Rhabditidae
Gene: Cbr-sec-24.1
Product: Protein CBR-SEC-24.1
Exons: 9
Coding region: 1-3483 (1160 amino acids)
Biological process (GO): endoplasmic reticulum to Golgi vesicle-mediated transport; intracellular protein transport; COPII-coated vesicle cargo loading
Cellular component (GO): endoplasmic reticulum exit site; COPII vesicle coat
Molecular function (GO): zinc ion binding; SNARE binding
Source: RefSeq, a predicted model, not a curated record
AUGGCGUACCAAUCGCCACAAUAUGGCCAGCCACCUGGUAAUCCUCAACAGCAAUUCAACCCAAAUCAACAGUUUCAGCAGAAUGGAUUCCCUCAGCCAGGCCAGCAGAAAACUGUUCAAGCUCCUGGAGGCUUCCCUCCUCAGCCUGUUCCACAGCAACAACCAAACGGAGGUUUCUAUCAGAAUGGUGCUGCUAAUGGGACACAAUCCUACGCACAACCACCGGGACCAGUUCCUCAAUUGACUCAGUCUGUACAAAGCAUGUCAUUGGGUCCAAGAGCUUCACCUGCGCCACAACUUGGUCAACCGGCACAGCAAAUGGGAGGAUAUCCUGGAGCACCAACGGCUGUCCCACCACAAGCACAAUUUCCGGGACAACAGACACCGCAGUUUAAUGGACCACCUCAAAAUGCUUCACAAAUUUCUCAAGCUCCACCAUCCAACACGGCACCCCAACAAGCUCCAAUACCUGUUCAAAAUUCGACAAGUAGUGGGUCGUCAGUUAAUCAAAUGCCGACAGCACCCAGUUUCCAUGGAGGGCCACCACAAACUGGAGUUCCAGGAGGACCAGGAGGACCAGGAGCUCCUCAACCACCACAUCAAAUUCAGCAACCAGCUUCAUUGCGACCACAAGCUCCAGGAUAUCCACCAGCUCCGGGAGUGCCAAACUUCCAACCUGGCGUAGCACCUUCGCAACCCACCCCAAAUAAUUACCCAGGAAUGCCGCAACCGACUCCUGGAAAUUAUCCUGGAGCUCCAGCCGCGGGACUUCAACAAGGUCCUCAAGGCAACUAUCCAGGUGCACAACCUGCUACACAACAAGGAGCUCCUAGAGGUUUUCCUCCUGGGCCAAGUCCUCCAGGGGCUUUCCCACCAGUACCAGGAGCGCCUUCAAAUUUCCCACCAGGAGGUCCUGCCAUGCCCGGAGCUUUCCCACCAGCUCCUCAAGGUCCAUCCGCCUUUCCACCAGGAGCAUCAGGAGCAUACCCGCAAGGUCCUAAUGUACCAGGACAAUAUCCGCAAGUACCCGGAGCAGCUGGUACGUUUCCACAGGGACCUGGAGUUCCUGGCGGCUUUCCACAAGCUCCCGGAGCUCCGGGAAUGCCUGGAAUGCCUGGCGGUUAUCCCGGGGGUCCACCUCAACAGAGACAGCAGAGACUUGAUCCAAACAUGAUGCCUAGUGCAGUUCAAGUGAUUGAUGAAGAUUCCGCUCGCUCCGGAAUAUUUCCAACAGGAUAUCCGCAUGCUGAGCUACCUCCUCUCGUUUCCACUUUUUCAUUUGCCCAAGAUCAAGGCAACUGUAAUCCGAAGUUCAUGAGAUCAACAUUGUACACAGCCCCUCAGACCAACGACAUCCUGAAAGCUUCUCAGAUUCCUCUCGCUGUCGUCAUUUCACCAUUCGCUCCAUUGAACGAAUAUGAGGUAAAGGAACCACCAGUUGUUGAUUUGGGACCACAGGGUCCAAUUCGUUGUCAACGUUGUAAAGCAUACAUUUGUCCAUUCAUGGAAUUCCAAGAUGGUGGCCGUUCCUUCCGAUGCCCAUUCUGUCAUGCUCGAACCUCUGUUGAAGAUGCGUACUUUGCUCAUCUCGAUCAUACAGGAAGACGUACCGAUAUUGAAAUGAGACCUGAAUUGUGUCUAGGAGCGUAUGAUCUUGUUGCCACAAAACAGUACUGCAAGAACGGACUGGCUCCAAAAGAACCUGCAUUCAUUUUCAUGAUCGACGUUUCGUAUAAUGCGCUUUCAAACGGAAUGUUGCCAAUUUUAUGUCAGAAUUUGGAAAAAGUUCUUCGUAAUCUUCCGAGAGAAACUGGACAACUCGAGUCAUCGAUUCGUGUUGGAUUAGCAACUUUUGACCAAGCUGUUCACUUUUUCGAUAUUUCUUCAGCUUCUCCCAAGAUGCUUGUCAUGUCGGAUGUUCUCGAGCCUUUCGUACCGAUGGUGGAUGGACUUCUUCUUCCGUACAACGAUGCCCUCCCAGGACUUCGAGCUGCUCUUGCUGAAAUUCCGAAAAUUUUCGCCCAGUCUAAGACGACAGAGACGAUUCUUCAACCGGUAGUUCAAGCUGGUCUUGAUGCUUUGAAGUGUGCUGAUCGUGCCGGAAAACUCAUUGUUUUUUCGACUGUACUUCCAACGUUUGAUGCACCCGGAAAACUCAAAUCGAAAAAUGAUCGCUCUUUACUCGGAACUGACAAGGAAAAGACAGCACUCGUUCCACAAGAAGAAUCAUACACGAAACUAGGAGAACAAUGCGUCAAAUCCGGUGUAACUGUUGAUAUGUUCCUUUUCCCGAAUGCUUUCAUCGACGUCGCUACCAUUGGACAACUUUCCGCAGUUACUGGUGGCUCUGUAUUCAAGUUCCAGUACUUUUCGGCCGAUAAAGAUGGUGUUCGUAUGUUGAACGAACUGGAAAGACAUGUGUCCAAAAAAAUUGCUUUCGAUUGUAUGGCAAGAGUUCGAACAUCUACUGGCAUCCGUCCAAUCACUUUCUCUGGUUCUUUUUAUAUGGAGAACUCUACGGAUUUGGAGUUAGCAACCAUUGAUGAAAGCAAAGCAUUUAUCACAGAAAUCAAACACGACGAUACUUUGAAGGAUCAAGCUUCCCUAAUUCAAACAGCUGUUUUGUACACUUCGAUGACUGGUCAACGACGUCUCAGAAUUCUCAACAUGUGCCUUCCUGUCACAGCAGACUAUAAUCAAGUGUACAAACUCGCGGAUCCUGAAGCUCUCACGACUUUCAUGCUAAAACAGGCUGUUCAACUCAACCGCGACAGGGGUAGCUCCGAAAUGAAGGAAUCGCUUUCAUCACGAUGUGCACAGUUUUUGGCAACGUAUAGAGAAAAAUGCAGUGAAGGUGCUCCUCUUGGACAGUUGAUUCUUCCCGAAUCGCUGAAACUGAUGCCACUUUAUGUGAACUCAAUUCUCAAAAAUGAUGCGAUUAGUGGUGGAAGCGAAAUGACUGUUGACGACAAAGUUUGGCAAAUGGAACUGAUACGUGGAAUGCGAACGGAAGAUGUGAUGCCUCUCAUUUACCCAAGAGUGAUGCCUGUUUCGGACCUGAGAUUGAACGAUGGAGAAGAAAUGGAAGAACUUCCGAAGCCAGUCAGAGCUGGUUCUGAUUUCCUAGACAAUUCUAAAGCGUAUAUCAUCGAUAAUGGUAUUGUUUUGUUCGUUUGGGUUGGUGCUUUGUGCCCACAGCAAUGGAUUCAAGAUGUGUUCGGAGUUGGAGCUGCAAACCAAAUUGACACCGAAAGUGGUACAAUACCUGAAAAAGACAAUUCUCAUUCGCGGGCCCUUCGUCGAGCAAUUCAGUGUUUGCCGCGCGGAAUCCGACAACGGAAAACAUUUGUUGUAGUUGAGAAGACUGGCUUAGAACCGUGGAUGAAGAAGUUCUUGGUUGAAGACAAAUCUGGAGCCUCAAAUAUGUCAUACGUGGAUUAUCUUGUGGAUAUCCAUCGCAAGAUUCGUGAUCUUAUUUCCUGA